Nomascus leucogenys (northern white-cheeked gibbon) is the source of this 555-nucleotide messenger RNA. Its product is annotated as rab effector Noc2-like. Lineage: Eukaryota; Metazoa; Chordata; Mammalia; Primates; Hylobatidae. The transcript is spliced from 5 exons. The record is from RefSeq and is a predicted model, not a curated record. The coding region runs from base 1 to 555 and encodes 184 amino acids.
AUGCGGACCUGGAAGCAGAGCACAGAGCCGGGAGAGCAGCGGUACCAGGAGCGUUUACUGCUGCCGGACGCCCCGGCCACCGCCAUGGCGGCUGGACAGCAGGAGUGGGGAGCCUGGGUGUCCAAGCUGAGGGUAUUAGAGGAACAGAGGGACCCCUCAGAGUCCAAGGGGCUGUGCGUCCCUGACCCAGAGCACCUCCCACCCUGUGAGUUCAGGGUCUGGAAGAGGUCGGGGGCCUGGUUCUACAAAGGGCUCCCCAAGUAUAUCCUGCCCCUGAAGACCCUUGGCCGAGCAGAUGACCCCCACUUCCGACCUUUGUCCACGGAACCGGCAGAGCGAGAGCCCAGAAGCUCCGAGACCAGCCGCACCUACACGUGGGCCCGAGGAAGAGUGGUUUCCAGCGACAGUGACAGUGACUCGGAUCUCAGCUCCUCCAGCCUAGAGGACAGACUCCCACCCACUGGGGUCAGAGACUGGAAAGGUGACAAACCCUGGAAGGAGUCAGGUAAACGGGUGUCCAAGGAGUUCUACAUCUGGAAGGAGAAGCAGGCCUAG